This is a messenger RNA of Theobroma cacao (cacao), 2291 nucleotides long. RefSeq names its product YELLOW STRIPE like 6 (gene YSL6). Gene Ontology annotation, molecular function: oligopeptide transmembrane transporter activity. Lineage: Eukaryota; Viridiplantae; Streptophyta; Magnoliopsida; Malvales; Malvaceae. The record is from RefSeq and is a predicted model, not a curated record. Gene Ontology annotation, cellular component: vacuolar membrane.
UUCUCUGUCUCACAUACAGCUCCCUCUCGCCCCGCACCUAAUCCAAACCCCUCCUUUCGUGGAAUCCGACCAGAUCCGAAGAUCAUGGGAACCGAGAUAUCGGAGCCGUUGAUUGUCGACAAGAAAGACAUCGACGGCGGCGGAGUCGAGUUGGAGCGGAUUCCGGAAUGGAAAGAGCAGAUAACGAUCAGAGGACUCGCCGUGAGCGCCUUGUUAGGGGCUCUCUUUUGCAUCAUCACACACAAGCUGAAUCUAACAGUGGGGAUUAUUCCGUCGUUGAACGUCGGCGCUGGAUUGCUCGGAUUCUUCUUCGUGAAAUCGUGGACCGGUUUUUUGACUAAGUUAGGGUUUCAAGUUUCGCCUUUUACCAAACAAGAAAACACCGUCAUUCAAACUUGCGUCGUCGCUUGUUACGGCCUCGCGUUUAGCGGGGGAUUUGGAACUUAUAUGAUUGCAAUGGAUGAGAGAACAUAUCAACUUAUCGGUGCUGAUUACCCUGGAAACCGAGCGGAAGAUAUUAAGAAUCCGGGGUUAGGCUGGAUGACUGGUUUUCUCUUUGUUGUCAGCUUUCUUGGACUGUUUAGUCUUGUUCCACUACGUAAGGUCAUGGUCAUGGAUUACAAACUUACAUAUCCGAGUGGGACAGCCACGGCAAUGUUGAUAAAUAGUUUUCACACCAACACUGGAGCUGAGCUUGCAGGGAAGCAAGUCAAGUGUCUUGGAAAAUAUCUGAGCAUAAGUUUAGUUUGGAGCUGCUUCAAGUGGUUUUUCAGUGGCAUUGGAGAUUCUUGUGGUUUUGAUAAUUUUCCCAGCUUUGGGUUAACACUGUUCAAAAACACGUUCUAUUUUGAUUUUAGUCCAACCUAUGUUGGUUGUGGUCUUAUUUGCCCUCACAUAGUAAACUGCUCAGUUCUUCUCGGGGCUAUCAUAUCGUGGGGUUUUCUGUGGCCCUUCAUUUCUGCACAUGCUGGGGACUGGUACCCUUCUGGCCUGGAGAGCAAUGAUUUUAAAGGUCUGUACGGGUAUAAGGUCUUCAUAGCUAUUGCUCUUAUCCUUGGGGAUGGUCUUUACAACCUGAUUAAGAUAGUAUACAUAACUGUGAAGGAAAUAUACAACAAAAGCACCAAACAAAGCAAACUUCCCAUUGUUAAUGAGGUUAUAGAUGGUGAGAGUUCUAAAGGACUAGCAGAGCAGAGAAAAAGAGAUGAGGUAUUUCUUAAAGACAGGAUACCUACUUGGUUUGCUGCUUCUGGAUAUGUGGCCUUGGCUGCUAUAUCAACAGCUACUAUUCCUAUCAUCUUUCCACCCCUGAAGUGGUAUCUGGUUCUCAUUUCAUACAUUAUUGCUCCCGCCCUUGCCUUCUGCAACUCUUAUGGAGCUGGACUUACGGACUGGAGCCUGACAUCCACUUAUGGGAAGAUUGGUCUUUUCAUUAUAGCAUCAUUAGUUGGAAACAAUGGUGGAGUCAUAGCCGGUUUGGCAGCCUGUGGGGUUAUGAUGUCCAUUGUCUCCACUGCAGCUGAUCUAAUGCAAGAUUUAAAGACUGGUUACCUCACUCUAUCAUCAGCCAAGUCUAUGUUUGUGAGCCAGAUAGUGGGAACAGCCAUGGGCUGUGUCAUUGCUCCACUCACAUUCUGGUUGUUUUGGACUGCUUUUGACAUUGGGUCACCUGAUGGUCCAUACAAAGCACCUUAUGCUGUGAUAUUCAGGGAAAUGGCCAUUCUUGGUAUUGAGGGCUUCUCAGAGCUGCCCAAGCAUUGUCUAGCUUUAUGUUGUGGAUUCUUUGUGGGUGCCUUGGUCGUAAACCUCUUAAGGGAUGUGACUCCCAAGAAAGUUUCGCAGUUUAUUCCUAUUCCAAUGGCUAUGGCAAUUCCAUUCUAUAUUGGAGCUUACUUUGCUGUUGACAUGUUUGUUGGAACAGUAAUAUUGUAUAUAUGGGAACGAAUUAACCGGAGGGAUGCAGACGAUUAUGCAGGGGCAGUUGCUUCAGGUUUAAUUUGCGGUGAUGGUAUAUGGACCAUACCGUCAGCCAUUCUCUCCAUCUUCAGGAUCGAUCCACCUAUCUGCAUGUACUUUGGGCCUUCUCUGAGUAGUUGAUCUGGAAAGCCAGUGGUUGUGUUGUAACUGUAUGAAGUGUAUUGUAACUGUAAGGUUUAUUGGAUUCUGUAUAUAUGUAUGUUAUUACAAAUUCCAAACAUGGAUUUUAAGACAACAAUCUCCGUCAGUUAAUUGUUCUGAAAUAUUUCUUUUAUAAAUCUAAAAGCUGUGUCUCAAGAGAAAUCUCUCUCUCA